Messenger RNA from Mercenaria mercenaria, 2720 nucleotides. Its product is annotated as speckle targeted PIP5K1A-regulated poly(A) polymerase-like. Bases 57 to 2051 code for a protein of 664 amino acids. The record is from RefSeq and is a predicted model, not a curated record. The transcript has 13 exons. Lineage: Eukaryota; Metazoa; Mollusca; Bivalvia; Venerida; Veneridae. Gene Ontology annotation, molecular function: poly(A) RNA polymerase activity. Gene Ontology annotation, cellular component: mitochondrion.
GCACUGUGAACCAGUUUGGCUCGUCUGUCAAUGGAUUUGGAUUGAGUGGCUGCGACAUGGACAUUUUCCUGGAUCUGAGUACAAUGCAUGGUAGGACCUGGGAACUCGAGCCAAUCAAGCUACCAUUUGUGCGAGACUUCAGAUUUCUGAAGGAGAAAGAAUGGGGUCCACUGAUCCCUUCUGAUCUAGACAAGAUGGGAAUGACAGACCAGUGUAAACUGAUAUCACGUAUACUGAUAGACAACUUAGAGGGUAUUCUAGAUGUACAGGUUAUCCCCAGUAACAGGUGUCCACUGGUCAGGUUCAGAUACACCAACUGUGACGUGAAGUGUGAUCUGUCUGUCAAUAACAAAUUGGCCCUUCAGAAUACAAAGUUACUAUACCUGUAUAGUGUACUCAACAGUAGAGUUAGACUACUGGUUUAUGCUAUACGAUAUUGGGGAAAGGCAAAGGGAGUUUCUGGUAACCAGAAGGCCAGCACAAAGCUGUCAAACUAUGCUCUUACAUUGAUGGUACUAAACUACCUGCAGAACUUGGAUCCUCCUGUUCUACCAACCAUCGAGAAACUGUCACAGCUACAUGGGACUGCAGCACGUACAAAGAUUGAAGGAUGGGACUGUACAUUUGCUAUGGAUUGGCAGAUUAUUCCACAGUCCAACAAUACUCAAACUGCAGCUGAGCUUCUGUCUGGAUUUUUCUCCUAUUGGAGUGCCUUCAAUUUCAUGGACAAUGUUCUAGUCACAAAAUCAGCCACAGAAAUGCCGUUCACACAGUUUUUUGAGAAGGACAACAUGCAGGACGGCAGGUUGAGGAGCUUCAAGGCAUCAGCUAUGAACAUGCAAGACCCAUUUGUGUUGAAUCACAAUAUAACACAGAAUGUGAAUGAAAAGACACGAGAUAAGAUUGUACGUGAGUUGAGAAUAGCAGCUAUAAAGACGUCAGUGUGGGGAAAUGAGGGCUUCUCUAUGACCACACCAUCUGGGGGAGGAGAUUUGAUCCAUUUGUUGAACAAUGAGGUACCAGAUAUCAUUCUACAAGAGGACCAAGAGAAACAGGAACAGAUCAUGGAAAAAGGUCGCAUGCCAGCAAGGGAAGCUGGAGAGUACGAGUUUGAGAUUGAGCUUAAACCAACUCAAAUGUCAUCUAAGUUACUGAAGCAGCUACAGAAGGGAGAGAACUACAGGGUGGAGUGGUGUAAGAAAAUAUGUGAAUUUAUUAUCAGAAUCCUCAAGGAGGUGUUAAUGUUAACUGUGGAAGAGUUGCCAGAGGCAACAGAAGAAAUUAGGCAGAAGAUGAAGGAAGAAAUGGCAAAGAAAGCUGCAGCUGAUAAGAGAAAUAAUGAAAUCAAGGAACGUCGACGACUCCGCCGGAUAGAGAAAAGGAAAGAACUGGAAGAAAAAAUAAAGAAAGAAGAGGAAGAGCUGAAUCAGAAAAUGACUGAAAGUGAAGGGGCAGCAAGUGGUGAGCCAAUGGAAGAGGGUGGAGCCAAGGAUGAAGGUGAGGCUGGGACUUCUGGUAAAGAGGCAGAGAAAGCUGGAGAGAAAAGGCCAAGACCAGUGAGCAUCUUUGACAUUAAGGUUGAGCAGCCAAAGAAGUUUAAAGGCAUGAGGAAGUACGAGUUGAACCUUGAUGAUAUGAUUGAAGAUUCGGAUGAUGGUGAAGAAAUUAUCGAGUACAAACCAGAUGAGCCAGAGCUACGGUACAAGAGAGAGUGUGAGGCCGAGGUCAACUUGCAGCAUUACAUGAGGGCUUGGUGUAUGACAUGGGCUAGAAGGAAGAAGGCCAAGAACUAUCUUGUAAACGAGGAAGGCAGGACUGAGGAGAACAUACCAAUGGAAAAGCUAAUCUCGAGUGCCAUUUGGCAGAAUGAUCGUGCUCCGUUAGCCCACCCUGUUGUAGGUUUCUACUGCUACAUGGAGUCUGUAAUGGAGGGCAAUGACACCAAAGUGAGGGUAGAGAUGGAUUGUAAGGAAGGCUCGAGGGACUUCAACACGUUCUUCCAGUUCUCCAAGAUGUACUUGUACAGGAUGAUUGAGAAAUACUUCAAAUGAGAUGGACUAUUUACAGUAACUUGGAGAUUGAUGCAAGUUCUUGAAAACAAGAAUAAGCAUGUUAAAAGAAUCUGUGAACUGUAUAUGCUUCUUACGACAGUUAUAGUUUUCACUUUUUCAUUAAUUGCAAAUUUGGUCUGUUUUGGAAACAUCAGAUUCUGGGAGGUGAAUUUAUGUUGUUAUUCUUUGAGUUUUUGUUCAAUUGUUUCUAGAACAUAAUUAUGUAGUUAUUAAAAUUUUUGAUUUAUUGUAAAUAAUUUUGUAACUGUCAUUUUCUUGGAAGUUACUUAAUACUGGCAGAGACAGUUUUUUCUGGCUUAUAUAGUACGGUUUUAGUGAUUAGGCAACCAAAGUGUGUAUUAAAAAACACCCUGUAGAUCCCUCAUUUUUAAUCAAAAAGACCAUGCUUAUACAAUCAUGUUGGAACCUUUCUCAAACAUUUGACCAGUCCUGUUUAAAGCGGCUUUUGCCAACUUUUCAUUAGUCCUGUUUGAAGCAACUUUCUCUAGUUUAAGGCAGCUUCCGCAGGCUUUUGAUCAAUCAUGUUUAUAACAACAUUGUUUAGCUUUUGGUCAGUCAGUUUGAAAUGGCUUUCUUGAACUCUUGAUCAAUUGUGCUUAAAGUAAGAUUCUCCAGCUUUUGAUCAUUCAUGAUAAAGCGGUAUGCCUC